UUAGGGGCUGCAACUCCGCAGUGUUGCACAGUGCAACUGGAGCACGACUAGCUGUAUUGCUUGGCUCGGUGGGAGACUCAAACCUGAAAUCAAACCAAGAAGCCGAGAGGAGAUAUGAAGCAGGAGUGAUUGUUUUGCGGUGCUUACUGCGAUGUUACAUUCUGUUAUGGACGUACACUGUUAGUCACGUUGUGUCCUGGUCACACCUGAAUGCUUCGCCUUUGGUGUCGUGUAAGGUGGCCAGUUAAUCUGAAGGCGUCUUUGUGGACAGGACACUUAGAGGGCCAAACAAUGGAAUGCUCUCUCCUGCCUACACUGCUCAGCACUCUACAGACUGAGGUUAAACGGCUUAGUUAGCAGUGUGCCUCUCCCCCAAGAACUCUUUUAGCCUGGGGAAAGUUGGGGAAAAUUUUUUUCCUUCAUAGUACAGCACCUUACUCCAGUUCUUUGUAGUUGUUUGUUUGGGUUUCGUUUGUCUUUGUGUGAACAAAAGUCAAGAUGGAUUUGGAACCGUACCUGUGGAUGGUCGUGAUUGGCUUCAUUAUAGCCUUCAUCCUGGCAUUUUCAGUGGGGGCCAAUGACGUGGCAAACUCAUUUGGCACUGCGGUCGGGUCAGGGGUGGUGACACUACGUCAGGCCUGCAUCCUGGCUUCCAUAUUUGAGACCCUUGGCUCCAUGCUCCUCGGUGCCAAGGUCGGGGAAACCAUUCGGAAGGGAAUUAUAGAUGUCAGUUUAUACAAUGAAACGGUGCCGGUACUGAUGGCGGGAGAGGUCAGCGCCAUGGUCGGGUCUGCGGUUUGGCAACUCAUUGCCUCUUUUCUGAAGUUGCCCAUUUCUGGAACUCAUUGCAUUGUGGGAUCUACUAUUGGCUUCUCCAUGGUUGCUAUUGGCACUAAAGGAGUACAGUGGAUGCAGUUAGUCAAAAUUGUUGCUUCAUGGUUCAUCUCCCCUUUGCUGUCUGGUCUCAUGUCUGGUCUGCUUUUCUUCAUCAUCAGAUAUUUCAUUCUUAACAAGGAUGACCCUGUUCCCAAUGGUCUUUGCGCUUUGCCCCUCUUCUAUGCAUCAACCAUCGGAAUCAACACCUUCUCCAUCAUGUACACUGGAGCUCCCGUACUGGGCUUGGAGAUGCUCCCUGUCUGGGCUGUUGCCCUCAUUACUUUGGCUGGUGCUCUGGUAUGUGCCGGUCUGGUCUGGAUUUUUGUUUGCCCCUGGAUGAGAAGGAAAAUAGCAAGUCGGCUGAAGAAAGAGCAUGCUCUCUCCCGAAUCUCUGAUGAGAGUUUGGAUAAAAUCCCGGAGGAGGAAGAGGAAGCCCCCGUGUUUAAAGAGCUUCCAGGUGCGAAAAGCAGCAACGAUGCUGUGCUGCCCCUGACAGAGGAGUCCACAGGAGAGCUGAACAGCCUGGCUAAUGGAGGCACCGUCCUGCCCAACGGCAGAGUGUAUGGUCGCACCAACUCCAUGACCAACGGGUGCCUCAAGUCACCCGUGUCCAAUGGGGGCUUCAGCUUUGACGGACACAUGCGCAGCGAUGGCCAGGUCUAUCACACGGUUCAUAAGGACUCUGGUCUCUACAAGGACCUCCUUCACAAGAUCCACCUGGGCCGCCUGGAGGACGAGCGCAGUGGCUCACGUCCCGACAACAACUACCGUCACCUCCGCCGCAACAACAGCUAUACAUGUUACACAGCAGCCAUCUGCGGCAUGCCGGUGCAGCCCCUGAUGCGGUCGGAAUCCAGCGCCCCUCCUCCAGAAGACAGUGAGAAGCUAGUGGGCGACACCGUCUUCUAUUCGAAGAAGCGAUUGCGUUACGACAGCUAUUCCAGCUACUGUAACGCGGUUGCAGAGGCUGAGAUUGAAGCGGAGGAAGGUGACGUGGAUGUGAAGUUGGCAGCAGAUAAAAGGGAGCCACGGGCCCCAGCUGAAGGGGUGCUGGAGGACUGUGUUGAUGAGGACAAGGAGGAGAAGGACAAGCCUCAAGUCUUCCUGCUCUUCCACUUCCUGCAAAUCCUGACCGCCUGUUUCGGAUCGUUUGCGCAUGGGGGGAAUGAUGUCAGUAAUGCAAUUGGCCCUUUGGUGGCCCUGUGGAUGAUUUACGAACAGGGUGGGGUGAUGCAGGAUGCGGCCACACCAAUGUGGCUGCUGUUCUAUGGCGGCAUUGGAAUCUGUACUGGACUGUGGGUUUGGGGUCGACGUGUCAUUCAAACGAUGGGCAAAGACCUCACUCCCAUCACCCCCUCCAGUGGAUUUUGCAUUGAAGUAAUGAGUGCUCUAACAGUGCUCGUUGCCUCAAAUGUGGGCAUUCCUAUAAGCUCCACCCACUGCAAGGUGGGCUCAGUGGUGGCGGUGGGCUGGAUCCGCUCCAAGAAGGCUGUGGACUGGCGUCUCUUCCGGAACAUCUUCCUGGCCUGGUUUGUGACCGUCCCUAUAGCAGGCCUCUUCAGCGCUGCUGUCAUGGCCCUGUUUGUCUACGGCAUACUGCCUUACGUUUGAGAUGGAAAAUGGGGAAGAGAGGGAGGUAUAGGAAAGUAAUGAUGAAAAAAUAAAACCCAGACACAGACAGAAAAAGUGGACAGCCAGAGGGUGGGGGGAGUCUUCAAAUGCUGCCUGGAAAAGCAUCCAGAAUCAUUUGACUUAAAUAUCCUUAAUCUUGUCAAGAGUAUUUAUUUCCGUUUUGAUUUUCUAUUGUUUUGUUGAAAUGUUACCAUAAACCAUAAGAUCUUUGACUCAUGAUUUCAAAUGGUAAAUUUUCAAAGUUCCAAAAAAUAACUCUUGUACAUUUGUGGUCCUACAUGUCCAAGGGAGUAAACAGAUGGAGAACUGGACACAUAUGCACAUACAAAUACUCAUACAAUUGUCAAUAUCGUUAAAAAAAAUAUCAGUACAUGAUGAAUGGGACUAGAAAAUUGGUUUUAUGGCACAAUGUUAUGGCUACUAACUUCUCUUGGGCCUCUAAAUGUAAUGUUUUAAUAUGCAUCAUGUGUGGUGUGUUGUAAUCGCACUUUUAUUCCCAUUCACUGAAACAUCAAACUUCUACGUAAAUGACACUGAGAUCAGCACCCUGCUGUUCAAAACCUACGUUAGCUGCAUUGCUAAAAUCAUACCUCAGUCAACACUCUAUGCCACAUAAAAGACAAGUGACAAAACUCAUAAUAUAUGAAACAUUGAAAUAAGAUGAAUCAUUUUUGUAGUGGUUAAUGUGUAUGAAUUCCCUGUUCUUUUAUUGUUGUAUUUAUUUUUAGAUAUGUUACCAUUCAUACCUUUGUAAAAACACGAGGUGUGAAGGCAAAAUCAUAUUUGGAACCAUGUAUGCUACUAUCAUUUCUACUGUGUAUAUAUUCAGCUAUGGAUUUUAGAUUUUUAGUUAUUCGAGGUCUUAUAUUGUUACAUUUAAGGAAACUUUAGACCAGGUUUGUAGUUGCAUGAAACAUAUGCUUUCUAAGCAUAUGAAAAAUAUCAAAUAUUAAAAAAUUAUUUUACUAUGACAAGACACUACAUCCAUAAUUCUGUCAUCAUGAGUAUAUCAAAAAUCUACUUUUUCUUCCAUUGCCUACCCUAAAAGAUCCUCAUAUCAGUGAAAAAUAAAUCAUGCACCAUCAUUUAAAGAUAUAAAAAUAUGAGGAGCAGGUUAGGAUCAUAAAGGAGGCUCAUCUGAAGUAUUACAUUUUAAACUUUCUGUAAUUCACCUUUUGUAUACAUAUCAAUAGGUGAUUUUUUUUCUCUCUUUUUGGAAGAUUAAUAGCCAAACAUUGCCAUACUCUUUGACAGUGUUUGUAAUAACAAUCUAAACAAUAUCCAAACAAAAGUAAUCAGUUGACUCUGUAUUGUGAAUACAGGAUGCUAGUAGUUCAGUCUAGCAAUAGUAUAUAAUGUUCUUGGAGCGCAACGGAUGAUGCCAAUAUAAAUACCUGUAUGUGCCAGGACGGCCAAAAUCACUCACAGUGAACCCAUAAAACCAACACAAACAUAGAUUUACCCACUUCAUAUACAGUAUAAAAGAGGUAUCGAGAGGCAGUGUUAGACACCGGGCCUUUCGUGUCAUAUCAGCAUUCAGUACUGAUAUCACAGAGGUUUAUCAGAAGAGGAAUUUGUUUAACAUCAGGUCAGGAUGUGAUUCAGUGGCACAAAUGUGUCAUUUAAGGAAAGGUCAAUAUGUAACAACCUAUUUGUGGCCCUGACCCCACAAGAAACCAAAAAGUCUCGUGAUUUCAAUCCAAAAAUGGCCAGGCUCACAUCAAAUGACCAUGUGAUAUCAGGUGAACUGGGCUUAGAUGUUUGUCAGACACCAUUGUAAUCUGCCUCGGGAUAGUCACCAGAUUUGGAAACUGUACAAAUGUGUGGCUUUGAACCAAUGCAAAGUGUUGCUCUUUCUUUCUUUCUUUUCUUUUUUGUGUGUGUGUGUGUGUGUGUGUGUGUAUUACUUUUGUUUUUAUUUUUCAUUAAGAACAAAGCUAUGCUUAUAUGGCCAUUUGCCUUGUAAUGUUGUGCUUUACUGUUUGUUGGAUACAGUAACUUCAGUACUGUGGUGUUUACAUUGUAAUCAUAUUGUAGAAUAACUCAUUGCAGUGGCCUAAAAAUGCCAAUCAACUAACUAUUAAUCACAAAUUAAAUAUGAAAUAACCAGGCAUAGUGCAAAGGUGUUUCAUGUCAUUUUGUGUUUUAGCAGUGUGAAUCAUAAUGAUCCUGUUACAUCACACUGCUAUAUGUAGUACACAACUUUACAUGGUGGAUAUGAUUCAAAAAAUAAUUAAAGAAAUUAAUAGAUAUAAAUUUCAUUAAACUAUAUUUUUCUACAUAUAUAGGUGGUGACUUCUCACAUGGAGAGUAAACUGGGCUAAAAGUAAAAAGUAAAAGUACCAGUAACUUUAAUAAGAAAAUUCAGUGCUGAAUACCACUGAACAAUUUCUUAAAGAUGGUUAUAUCGCAAAAGAGUCUAAAAAGUUCAGGCAGGGGAUCGUAACGUGGAUUGGUUCCAUACAUCCAUU
Molecule: messenger RNA, 4979 nt
Organism: Sinocyclocheilus grahami
Lineage: Eukaryota; Metazoa; Chordata; Actinopteri; Cypriniformes; Cyprinidae
Product: sodium-dependent phosphate transporter 2-like
Exons: 11
Coding region: 499-2487 (662 amino acids)
Biological process (GO): phosphate ion transmembrane transport
Cellular component (GO): membrane
Molecular function (GO): phosphate transmembrane transporter activity
Source: RefSeq, a predicted model, not a curated record